CCAUUGUUUGUUCUAAAGCAUAUUCCUUCCUUUUCUCUCUUAAACCGUUUGUCUUACAGUACCAAUUUUUCGUUGAUUGAGAGCUCAAUUACAAUGGGAGUUCCAGCAUUUUAUCGAUGGUUAGCUGAGAAGUAUUCAAUGGUUAUAGUUGAUGUGAUAGAAGAAGAAGCAGCUGUUAUUGAAGGAAUUAAAGUUCCAGUUGAUACGAGUAAACCUAAUCCUAACAAUAUUGAAUAUGAUAACUUGUAUUUGGAUAUGAAUGGUAUUGUUCAUCCAUGUUUUCACCCUGAAGAUCGACCUUCUCCAACCACAUUUGAUGAGGUGUUCCAUUGCAUGUUUGACUACAUAGACGGGCUUUUCUCAAUGGUGCGUCCUCGAAAGCUGCUAUAUAUGGCUAUUGAUGGUGUUGCACCUAGGGCAAAAAUGAACCAGCAAAGAUCUAGACGUUUUAGAGCAGCCAAAGAUGCAGCAGAUGCGGCAGCGGAGGAGGAAAAGUUGCGCGAGGAAUUUGAGAGGGAGGGUAGGAAGCUUCCUCCUAAACAGGCUUCCCAAGUUUUUGAUUCAAAUGUUAUCACUCCUGGAACCCAAUUCAUGGCUACGUUGUCGAUCGCUCUUCAAUACUAUAUUCAUCUUAGACUAAACCAUGAUCCUGGAUGGAAAAAAAUUAAGGUUAUACUUUCUGAUGCAAAUGUCCCUGGUGAAGGUGAGCAUAAAAUUAUGUCCUAUAUCCGCCUACAAAGGAAUCUUUCUGGGUAUGAUCCAAAUAUGCGUCACUGUCUUUAUGGUUUGGAUGCAGAUCUAAUUAUGUUGGGUUUGGCUACGCAUGAAGUUCACUUCUCCAUACUUAGAGAGGUCGUUUUUACUCCAGGCCAGCAGGACAAAUGUUUCCUUUGUGGUCAAAUGGGUCAUUUAGCUGCAAAUUGCGAAGGAAAGGCAAAGCGAAAAGCAGGGGUAGUUGAUGAGAAAGGAGAUGCUGAGGUUGUGACAAAGAAACCGUUCCAGUUCCUCAACAUCUGGACUCUGCGGGAGUAUCUGGAAUAUGAUUUGAGAAUUCCCAAUCCUCCCUUUGAGAUUGAUUUGGAGCGUAUUGUUGAUGACUUCAUAUUUAUAUGCUUCUUCGUUGGCAAUGAUUUUCUACCACAUAUGCCCACACUUGAGAUUCGUGAGGGCGCGAUAAACUUGUUGAUGGCUGUUUAUAAGAAGGAGUUUAGGUCUUUGGGAGGGUAUCUGACUGAUGCAAGCCAGCCAAACCUUGGCAGGGUAGAAUCUUUUAUUCAGGCGGUAGGAUUAUAUGAAGAUAAGAUAUUCCAAAAGAGAUCUCACUUGCAUCAGAAACAAUCUGAAAGAAUCAAGCGUGAAAAGGCACAGGCAAAAAGAGGAGAUGACUUUGCACCUCAAGCUGAACCUGAAUCUCUGGUUCCAGUUGCUCGAUUCCAUGGUUCUCGUCUCGCUUCAGGUCCUUCACCUUCCCCCUAUCAACAGGGAGGAGCUUCAAAAUCUUGUAGACCUGAUCAGCUUGGGCAGACCACCUCUAGUCUUUCUAUCCUUGACAUUAAGACCGAACAGUCUGACACUUCUGAUGAUAAAAAGACUGCCCGUGCCCGAAAAAACAAAAAGAAAAGGGAUGUUGUCCGUGCCAAAAAAAUAGCACGUUUGAGUUCCGUGGCCACGAUAGGAGCUGCAAUUGUUGAAGCUGAGAAUGACCUUGAAAUUGAAGUUUCUGAAAACAAGGAAGAAUUGAAGACAAAACUAAACAAGCUGCUUCGAGACAAGAAUGAUAGUUUCAAUUCAGAGAAUCCCGAAGAAGACAAGGUCAAACUGGGCGAGCCAGGAUGGAGAGAGAGGUAUUAUGAUGAAAAAUUUUCUGCAAAAACACCAGAGGAAAUGGAAGCAGUACGAAAAGAAGUUGUGCUAAAAUAUACAGAAGGGCUAUGCUGGGUUAUGCAUUAUUAUUAUGAAGGGGUUUGUUCCUGGCAAUGGUAUUAUCCCUAUCAUUAUGCACCAUUUGCUUCUGAUCUUAAGGAUCUUGGGAAGAUGAACAUCACAUUUGAACUAGGUUCUCCUUUCAAGCCAUUCAAUCAGCUGUUGGGGGUUUUCCCUGCUGCCAGUGCUCAUGCUCUACCUGAGCAGUAUAGGAAAUUGAUGAUAGAUCCAGAGUCACUCAUUCUUGAUUUUUAUCCUACUGAUUUUGAGGUGGACAUGAAUGGCAAGCGCUUUUCUUGGCAGGGUAUUGCCAAAUUGCCUUUCAUUGAAGAAGAAAGGCUCCUAACAGAGGUUGCAAAAAUUGAACAUUCUUUGACGGAAGAAGAAUCACGAAGAAACAGUGUGAUGUUUGAUAUGCUUUUUGUUUCAUUAUCCAAUCCUUUGUCUCCAUUCAUUUUUUCUCUUGAUGAUCGCUGUAAGCAGCUCACAGACAAAGAACGCCUUGAAAUCAAGGAGCACUUGGACCCAAUAGUUAGGUUUACAUGCAGUGGUGGGAUGAACGGCUACCUAUCCCUUUGCAGCGGAGAUCCUUGUCCUCCGAUUUUUAGAUCACCCAUUGAAGGGAUGGAAAAUAUUACUCAAAAUCAAGUCAUAUGUGCAAUAUACAGACUUCCAGAUACUCAUAAACAUAUCGCUCGGCCAGUGGAAGGGGUUAUUUUCCCGACAAAGAUGGUCACAUUAGGUGAUAUGAAACCUGAUCCUGUACUAUGGCAUGAGGAAUCUAGGAAGAAACCUUGGGAAAAUGGACGGAACCACCACCGUGGUGCAAUGUCUGAUAGGAACCACCACCAUGAUGCAAUGUCUGGUAGGAACCAGCACCGUGGUGCAAUGUCUGGUCGUCAGCUUGGAGAAGCUGCACAUAGAUUGGUGGUUAAUAGUUUGCAGAAGAAAAAAGAUAAGGGUGGACAUGGUGAUUACAGGCGUACACAUAAUGGCCAAGGACGUGGUAAUUAUAUGCAUGCCCAACCAGCUUCCUAUCGUGCUGCAUAUGGUCCUCCCGUUCCUUCCUUUCAAACGCAGAGAAACAAUGUUCAUGAUAAUGUACGGCCUAGUUUUGGCCAUUCUGCUCGAGAUGCUGGACGCCACCCCAGAUCUUCAGGUUCCGAUGACCAUAGUUGUAAGUCUUACCCAUAUCAUGAGACCCAUAGUAGAGAUUAUCGCGGUCAUGGACAUCAUCCAGAUGGAAUGCAGCAAAAUGGUGGACACAGUCAUUCCUCGUAUGCCAGUCAUCCUCAGCAGGUGGGUCAAAUACCAGUUCCACCAACUUCUAAUUUCCACCAGCAGAGUGGAUAUAACACUUCUACGAGCUAUGUACCUUACGGGGCUGAAAGCUAUAACCAAUGGGGUGGUGGAAGGGCUUCUCAAAACCAAAAUGUCAGAGGAAAUCAUCAUCCACGUCCUUCAGGAAAUCAGUUCUCAGCUUUUGGUAGGGGAGGAAAUAGAAGGCCACCUUCAGGGCAUCGUCGGUAGAGAGUUGUUUUAGCCUGGACAAUUUAAGCCUAAGCUUAGUUGCUCACUAGGAUACGCUGAAUACUGCGAACAACUUCCGUACUUUUUGGAAACAGGUAGAAGAACAAAUAGUUGUUCCUGUCAAUGAUAAUUAUUCUGCAGGCCGUUUUCUGGUGCUUGUCAUAACGGUUAUUGUAGCUCUUUAGCUCUGUAUCUUUUCCAUGUUCUUUAUUCUUAACACACAAUGUCAGUGAGUUUCAUUUGUUUGAGCAAGCACAAUAAAUUAUUUGAAAGGUCAAACCUGGAUGUAUAAAGAUGAAUUUUUACAUCUAGUAGGCUGGUUAAUCUGUA
Molecule: messenger RNA, 3783 nt
Organism: Solanum dulcamara
Lineage: Eukaryota; Viridiplantae; Streptophyta; Magnoliopsida; Solanales; Solanaceae
Product: 5'-3' exoribonuclease 3-like
Exons: 23
Coding region: 94-3453 (1119 amino acids)
Biological process (GO): nuclear-transcribed mRNA catabolic process
Cellular component (GO): nucleus
Molecular function (GO): RNA binding; 5'-3' RNA exonuclease activity; zinc ion binding
Source: RefSeq, a predicted model, not a curated record